GUGCCUCCGCACGGUGGUUCCGGCAAUUGUUUUCUCAGAUUGAGUGGACCGAUCAGUGGGAUCCACGGACGAUAUCUACCCCGCCAUACUCUAAAUCGCACCGCAGUCAACAAAACACAUUCGGACCAUUCGGAUGCCACUCAUUCCGUACUGGCUCUUGGAUAAUAAAUACUGAGGUAUUAUAGUAUUUAUACGCCAAUAUUUGUUUAUGCAAUUUUGAAGGCUUUUUCCUGUUCGGAUCCCAAAACCAUGCCCUCAGACCAGAGAUCCACAUAUACCAAUCCAGAUGCCAAAGCGUACAAUCUCCCUGAGCUUGCCGAUGCGCAAACGGUGAGGAAAUUUCACGAGAGUCUGCCAGAAUACAGCCCUACUCCCCUCGUGUCUCUUGGGGAGCUGGCAGAAAAGUUUGGAGUGAAGAGUAUCUUCAUCAAAGAUGAAGGAAAUCGGUUGGGACUCCCGUCGUUCAAAAUCCUUGGCGCCUCUUGGGGAACAUUCCGAGCAAUAGCGUCCAAGCUCGAUCUUUCCCUUGAUAGUAGCCUUGAUGAUCUCUCAGAAGCUGCCAAAAAUGCAUCCAUCAAACUAUUCGCUGCCACGGAUGGAAAUCAUGGACGGGCCGUUGCAUACAUGGCAAAGCUUCUGCAAAUAUCAGCUGAGAUAUAUGUCCCAACGGCUGUAAGCAGCCAUGCUCGGGAAUUGAUUGCUGCAGAAGGCGCUGAAGUGAUUGUUAUUCAAGGCGACUACGACGAUUCCGUACGUAUUGCUGCUGAAAAAUCAACCACGUCACCCAGUGGGCUUCUGAUCCAGGACAUGGCUUUUGAAGGAUACGACUAUAUCCCGUCUUGGAUUGUUGAUGGAUACUCUACGAUGUUGCAUGAAGUCGGUUCUCAGCUCGAAGAGAAAGGGUUAAAGCCCACAAUCAUCAUCACGCCAGUUGGAGUGGGCUCCCUUGCAACAGCCGUCGUCACUCACGCCAAGUCCGGAGGGCGUUCGAUUACCAUACUUGCAGUUGAGCCCGAUACCGCAGGAUGCCUUCACACCAGCCUGAAAGCUAGUCAAAUGACCCCCAUCAAGACACCCGGGACUAUCAUGACGGGCCUGGACUGUGGCACGGUCUCAACUGCUGCUUGGCCAGUCCUCCGGGCUGGUAUUGAUGCCAGUGUCACUGUCUCCGAUUCUUCGUGCCAUGAUGCAGUGCUGUAUCUGACGAGGCAUGGCAUUUUUCUUGGGCCAUGCGGUGCUGCUGGUCUAGCUGCACUCUUGAGCAUCGGGCCUACGGAACCUGAGUCUAUCGGACUAAAUUCGGACUCUGUGGUUGUCAUCUUGGGCACUGAGGGGCCCCGGCCGUAUUUUGACAGCCUUUGAUAUAUCCUCAAGGUUAUUGCGAGACUGGGUUGAGACGAGAUGCCUCCUCAGAACUGUACUGUCAACUACUUUCCCAGUUUGACGAGCCAAACAGAUCAACUAUAUUCACUGCUAUUAAUAUACUAUAAUGUUUAUAAUGUUGAUAUAAUUUAUAUUUAUAUUUCUGAGUGGCUAACUUAUUGAUUGCAGCCCGAAGUGGCUGCAUGCUUUUCUUCAAAUUACAGAUGGUGAAACACUCCACAGUCUCUCUAACACGUCCGGCCAUCACCAGCACCCCUUCUUAGCGGCCGCGCCAGCCUCCAG
Messenger RNA from Pseudogymnoascus verrucosus, 1665 nucleotides. RefSeq lists its product as uncharacterized. The record is from RefSeq and is a predicted model, not a curated record. The transcript has a single exon. The coding region runs from base 250 to 1362 and encodes 370 amino acids. Lineage: Eukaryota; Fungi; Ascomycota; Leotiomycetes; Thelebolales; Thelebolaceae.